AUGCGGCAGACGGUGACGCGGGUCACGUGGCGUCGCACGGUCGAGAUGCCGAGAGCACGGCGGGGGAUGCCUCUAGAGAAGCAGACGGUCAUUGCGGACAGAGGCGGUGGAGGUGACCCGGAGCUGACGGGGCGGAGGCAGAGGAGCGGUGCCGGUCCGAAGCACCCGAGGGAUGGUGGAGGUGACAGAGGAAGUGGAGGCGGAGGUCCACUGGAGGAAGAGCUGCAGCCGACACCACCGAAACAGAGAAAGUUGCAGCACCAGCAGCAGCCACAGCCGAUUCGCAGCCACCGGGGUGACACGGCAGGAUCUGCGGGUCCGGUUGGCAGCAGAGGCCGUGGCCAGAGCCGAGGCCGCGGAAGUGGCAGGGGGCGGGGAGGCGGGCGCGGCUCGGGGGCUCCCGGCCCUUCCGAAGUCAGGAGUGGGGCGGAAUUCCGACCCUUCGACUACAGCCAGGUGGACUACCAGAGCCGCUUCAAGGGUGGCAGCAAGAGUGCAGGUGUCGCGAAGGACGGGGCCAACUCGAAGAGAGCCAAGGGCAAGAAAGGGAAAGCCAUGUUUGCCGGCAAGAUGAACCAGAAGAGCAUCACAUUCGCCAAGAAGCUGCUCUGAGUCUGGGGCGACUGACGUGUGCAACUCUGUACAGACUGUAACGAGGAAGCAUUUAUCCAUUGUUGUAUUGAUGUGUUUUUUAAUAAAAGUUUGGAGGAAAAUUAACUUUUCCUCUCAAAAGUGA
Schistocerca piceifrons (Central American locust) is the source of this 736-nucleotide messenger RNA. RefSeq names its product translation initiation factor IF-2-like. The coding region runs from base 1 to 612 and encodes 203 amino acids. Lineage: Eukaryota; Metazoa; Arthropoda; Insecta; Orthoptera; Acrididae. The record is from RefSeq and is a predicted model, not a curated record. The transcript is spliced from 4 exons.